Molecule: messenger RNA, 2679 nt
Organism: Synchiropus splendidus (mandarinfish)
Lineage: Eukaryota; Metazoa; Chordata; Actinopteri; Syngnathiformes; Callionymidae
Product: NLR family CARD domain-containing protein 3
Exons: 8
Molecular function (GO): protein binding
Source: RefSeq, a predicted model, not a curated record
AUGGACAUACGUCUUCAGACCACAGGAGAGCUGCACACAGGUGUGGGCAGCGAGGAGGAAGCUCGUCCCAUUCUGGGUGAGGACCAUGGCACCGAGAGCAGAGCUCAGAGUUCCAACAGGUCCAGGUUAGACCUGGACAAAGACCUGCCUCCCUUCAAGAGAUUUGAGAGCAGGAUUCUGGGGACCUCUGGAGGAAGUGGUGCUGGAGUUUAUUCAGGGCGACUGAAGAGGAGCCUGCAGAAGAAGUUCCACAAUGUGUCUGAGGGGGUCGCUAUAGCAGGGAGCUCUGCCCCUCUGAAUCAGAUUUACACAGAGCUCUACAUCACUGAGGGAGGUACAGACCAGGUCAACCAGGAGCACGAGGUCCGACAGAUUGAAGCAGCAACCAGGAAGCAGACCAGACCAGGAACUACCAUCAGACAAGAAGACCUCUUUAAAGCCUCACCUGACACAGACCGACCAGUCAGGAGCCUGCUGACGAAGGGCGUGGCUGGCAUUGGGAAGACCCUCCUGACACAGAAGCUGACUCUGGACUGGGCUGAAGACAAAGCCCACCACAACUUCCAGCUGGUGUUUCCUUUCACCUUCAGAGAGAUGAACCUGCUGAAAGAGAAGAAGUUGAGUUUGGUGGAACUUGUUCAUCUCUUCUUUCCUGAAACCAAAGACUCAGGACUCAGCACCUUUGAAGGAGUCCAGGUUCUGUUCAUCUUGGAUGGUCUGGAUGAGUGUCGACUCCCUCUGGACUUCAACAGUCGGGUCCUGACAGAAGCUACAGAGUCCACCUCAGUAGACGUCCUGCUGACCAACCUCAUCAGAGGGAAGCUGCUUCCCUCAGCUCACCUCUGGAUGACCACACGACCUGCAGCAGCCAAUCAAAUCCCUCCUGAGUAUGUGGACAUGGUGACAGAGGUCAGAGGGUUCACUGACCUCCAGAAGGAGGAGUACUUCAGGAAGAGAUUCAGAGAUGAGGAGCAGACCACCAUCAUCUCUCACAUCAGGAGCUCACGAAGCCUCCACAUCAUGUGUCACAUCCCCAUCUUCUGCUGGAUCACUGCCACAGUUCUGGAAAACAUGUUGAAGAGCAGAGAGACCGGACAGCUGCCCAAGACCCUGACUGAGAUGUACAUCCACUUCCUGGUGGUUCAGGCCAAGGUCAAGAAGCUCAAGUACCAUGGAGGAGCUGGGACAGACACAGUUUGGGAUCCUGAGAGUUGGGAGAUGAUGGAGUCUCUGGGAAAAUUGGCUUUUGAGCAGCUGCAGAGAGGAAACUUGAUCUUCUAUGAAUCAGACCUGACAGAGUGUGGCAUCGACAUCACAGCUGCUUCACUUUACUCAGGAGUCUUCACACAGAUCUUCAGAGAGGAGAGAGGACUGUACCAGGAGAAGGUCUUCUGCUUCAUCCACCUGAGUCUUCAGGAGUUUCUGGCUGCUCUUCAUGUCCACCUGAAGUUCUUUAACUCUGGAGUCAACCUGCUCCAUCCACAGCAGACAAUAGGAAACAAGCAUCACAUCAAACAGUUCUACCAGACAGCAACAAGUGUUGCUUUAGAAAGCUCAAAUGGACAUCUGGACUUGUUCCUGCGCUUCCUUCUGGGUCUUUCUCUGCAGACCAGCCAGAGGUUCCUUCCAGGUUUGUUGACACAGACAGGAAGUAUCUCCUGGACUCAGCAGGACACAGCAGAGCUCAUCAAGGAGAAGAUAAGGGAGAAAGUGUCUCCAGAGAGACUCAUCAAUCUGUUCCACUGUCUGAGUGAAGUGAAGGACACUUCUCUAGUGGAGCAGCUCCAACAGCAGCUGAGAUCAGGAGCUCUCUCCACAGAUCAAUUGUCUCCAGCUCAAUGGUCCACUGUGACCUUCAUCUUACUUUCCUCAGUGGAAGAUCUGGACGUGUUUGACCUGAAGAAGUACUUUGCUCCGGAGAGAGGGAGACGUAUGUCCCCGAAUAAUUACCCUCUUUCAGAGGAGGCUCUUGAGAGGCUCCUGCCGAUGGUCCAAGCUUCAAAGAAAGUUCUACUGAGCAGGUGUGGACUGUCAGAGAGAAGUGGUUCCCUUCUGUCCUCAGUCCUCAGCUCUCCGUCCUCUACUCUGACACAACUGGACCUAAGCUGCAACAUCAACCUUAAGGAUCCAGGAGUGGAGCUGCUGUCUGCUGGACUGAAGAGUCCACACUGUCACUUGGAGAUUCUCAGCCUGAGACACUGUGGACUGUCAGUGAGAAGUGGUUCCCUCCUGUCCUCAGUCCUCAGCUCUCCGUCCUCUAGUCUGACACAACUAGAUCUGAGUGAGAACGUCAACCUGAAGGAUCCAGGAGUGGAGCUGCUGUCUGCUGGACUGAAGAGUCCACACUGUCACCUGCAGAUUCUCAGCCUGAGACUCUGUGGACUGUCAGAGAGAAGUGGUUCCCUUCUGUCUUCAGUCCUCAGCUCUCCGUCCUCUAGUCUGACACUACUGGACCUGAGUGAGAACAUUCUGAAGGAUCCAGGAGUGGAGCUGCUGUCUGCUGGACUGAAGAGUCCACACUGUCACCUGGAGACUCUAAGUCUGAGAGAGAGUAACAUCUCAGAGAGAGGCUGUGCUUCUCUGGCCUCUGCUCUGACCUCUAACCCCUCCCAUCUGAGAGAGCUGGACUUGAGCCGCAACCAUCCAGGAGGACCAGGAUUGGAGCUGCUGUCUGCUGGA